This is a messenger RNA of Kazachstania africana CBS 2517, 630 nucleotides long. RefSeq lists its product as uncharacterized. The record is from RefSeq and is a predicted model, not a curated record. NCBI's taxonomy places the organism in Eukaryota, Fungi, Ascomycota, Saccharomycetes, Saccharomycetales, Saccharomycetaceae. The coding region runs from base 1 to 630 and encodes 209 amino acids. The transcript has a single exon.
AUGACUGGAUCUCAGAACACAAUUUCUAGCUCUAUUUCAUCAUCUACCAGUCAUGCUUCUGGUAAAUAUUCUUUUGCUUCUUCCUCUUUUGAUUCAAUCUCUGAUUGCAUUUCCUCCUCAACCUCACCAUCUUCAGCAGGCACAUUGAGUACUUUUUCUCAAAGAUCUGAAUCGAGCUCCACUGUUUCCUCUACAGAAUUAUCUUUUAACGCCACUUCUUCCACAAGUGGAUCUACAUGGGAAACCACUCUAACUUCUGGAUCUGCUUCUAUCGAUGCGAUUGUUACCGGAAUCAUUUCCACUGGCUCAGCCGGUUCUACUCACUCCACUUACUCCGUGAUCUCGACCAAGCAAUUCAGCUCUGGUAGUGCUUCCUCCAGUAGGGGCUCUACAUGGAGAACCACUCUAAAUUCUGAACCCACUUCUAUUGAUGCUGUGGUCACAGGGUGGACGACAGUCAUCCCUAGUAAGGCAACGUAUGCUUCUUUGAGGAGUUCAAGUUUGUCUGCAGGCGAGUCACAACGCAGUGGUUUAGCGGUCAGUGUUUCUGUUCAACGAGGAUUUGCUAGUAUAUUGAGAAGAAGGCCGUUCUAUGCCAUUGGUCUUGUAUUAUUUUCUUUUCUAAUUUGA